AUUACAUACCAAGUAGUAGUCAAACCGCACUGGCAUUACCAAGAUAGGCCCCGUGACUACGGCCUACUACAGAUUGCGUGUGUAGGAAGGCUUUCGCCUUUCGACUUAAAAGCUCCUUAAUUACCAAUCCAGAUCAUCGCAUCACCUAAUAUAUAUACAUACACACAUACGCACACACACACAUAUAUAUAUAUAUAGUCCAAGGACCCUAUUCUUAACGUCUCAAGACCAUGACAUCAUCAUUUGUGCUCUCAGAAUUUCACACCAUCUUGGUUUCAGCGCUGGAGGUCGCUUCCUCUGCGGUGUACGUGCUUGCGCUCGGUGUGUCGCCGCUGGUUCUCUUCUAUGUCGUAGGAGCAAUUUACAGCGCCUAUUUUCAUCCUUUGUCAAAAUAUCCGGGUCCCAAAAUCGCCGCCGCAAGCUUCCUCCCGCUUUGGUAUCGCCGCUAUACUGGAGACUACAAUCAAUGGAUUACCUCCCUGCACAACCGCUACGGCAGCAUCGUGCGUUUCUCCCCUGAUGGGCUCUCAUUCAUAUCCGCUCCUGCAUGGAAAGACAUCUACGGACAUAGCACCGGGGGUAAGAUAUCCAAUCUGGUAGACCCGCGUAUGUAUGGAUCGUACGAGAAUGGUGAAGACGACAUAACGUCGAUUCGGGAUAAUGCGAGACACGGACAAGUGCGCAAGCUCUUUUCCCACGCCUUUUCACCUAAGGCAAUCAAGUUACAGGCGCCAUUGAUUCAAAAGUACGUCGAAAAACUAAUCCACCGGCUCCGGAUGACGGCAGAAAGCAGCCUAACGGGCGAAGUCAAUAUUUGCAAUAUGUUUACCCGUACAACCUUUGAUAUUAUGGGCGAUCUGGCGUUCGGCGAGUCUCUUGGUCUACUGGAGAACAACAACUAUGCACCUUGGAUAGAUGCGAUGUUUGGUGCAGUCAAAGCCGAAACAAUCCUCGACAUCGUGGCCGCAUAUCCCAGUCUUAGGAACUUACUAGGCUAUUUCACACCAAAAUGCUGGACUGCACAGGAGGAAGAGCAUUACGCCUUCUCCUCCGAACUGAUCAAGAAGCGUUAUGAGAGAGGAAGAGACCAGCCGGACAUCUGGAACUUUGUUCUUACCAAAGGAAAGGACGUGCUGAGUCUAAACGAGAUGCAUAACAAUGCGAGCGCUUUUAUGAUUGGAGGAACCGAGACCACAGCGACUCUCCUGAGUGGAUUGACAUAUCUACUUCUCACACACCCGGACAAACUGGCGAAAGUAGUGACCGAGGUCCGUGAGCUGGAUGACGAGAAGAAGUUGGAUUUUGCCAUUCUGUCAAGUCUUCCGUAUCUCAAUGCCUGCUUCGAAGAAGCAUUACGUGUUUAUCCUCCCGCAUCAGAAGGAUUUCCUAGAGUGAUACCACAAGGGGGAAACACAGUUGCGGGAGAGUAUCUACCU
Messenger RNA from Paecilomyces variotii, 1436 nucleotides. Its product is annotated as cytochrome P450. Gene Ontology annotation, molecular function: monooxygenase activity; oxidoreductase activity, acting on paired donors, with incorporation or reduction of molecular oxygen; heme binding. The annotation marks the transcript as partial. The transcript is spliced from 3 exons. Lineage: Eukaryota; Fungi; Ascomycota; Eurotiomycetes; Eurotiales; Thermoascaceae. The record is from RefSeq and is a predicted model, not a curated record.